AUGUCCAAUUUUACCGCGACUUCUACUGACAUUGGAUGCCAGGGUUGUACAUUGUCUGCAACAUGUCAAAGAACAGAUGGUACAAAAGUUCCAUCAUCAAUAAACUUAGAUGAAUUUAUAGCAAACAACGAUGGGAAAUUAUCUAAACAAAAUGGUGGUAAUUUUUCUGCAUCAUGUGAUAAUAUCCGAGUUGAUUCAUCUGGUCGUCUAACAUGUACGGCAACAAAAAUUGAUGGUUCAAAAGUACCAGCUGCUAUAAACUUAAAUGAUUGUAUUGGAAAUUUUGAAGGUGAAUUACAAUGCAGUUAA
Molecule: messenger RNA, 309 nt
Organism: Didymodactylos carnosus
Lineage: Eukaryota; Metazoa; Rotifera; Eurotatoria; Philodinida; Philodinidae
Source: the annotation of a GenBank genome assembly